Molecule: messenger RNA, 769 nt
Organism: Salvia hispanica
Lineage: Eukaryota; Viridiplantae; Streptophyta; Magnoliopsida; Lamiales; Lamiaceae
Product: transcription factor ORG2-like
Biological process (GO): regulation of transcription by RNA polymerase II
Cellular component (GO): RNA polymerase II transcription regulator complex
Molecular function (GO): RNA polymerase II transcription regulatory region sequence-specific DNA binding; protein dimerization activity; DNA-binding transcription factor activity, RNA polymerase II-specific
Source: RefSeq, a predicted model, not a curated record
AUGUUGGCAAUUUCUCCUCAAUAUUUUCCAUAUGGAUGGGCUAUGAAUGAUGAAGAAAACUUGAGCUAUUUUUGCAGAGAGAGAAGUGAGACCUCAGGAGGUAAUUCCAAUGAUCUCCAAUCUCCCUCACUCAAAAAUGGAGAUGGAGAUGGAGAUGGAGAUAAGAAGGUGAAGAAACUCAACCACAAUGCAAGCGAGCGUGAUCGCCGCAAGAAGAUGAACACUUUGUAUGCCAACCUUCGCUCUCUCCUCCCUCAUCAAGAUCACUCUAAAAAGUUGAGUAUUCCGUCCACGAUUUCGAGGGUGCUGAAAUACAUACCUGAGCUGCAGAGAGAGGUGGAGAGAUUGAGCGAGAGGAAGGAGAGAUUCAUCUCAAGCUCAUCUCUUGAAUUCAAGAAACGAAGCCCUAAUUAUAAUUCAGCAGCGGCAGCUUCGGCAACUCGAAUCACCGACGCUGAAGUCGUUAUUCAGACAUCGAUGCCCAAAUCAGACAAGUGCUCGCUGUCUGAAGCAAUCUUGAGAUUGGAGGAACAAGGUUGUGUGGUGGUCAAUGCUUCUUGUUUUGAGUCAUUUCAAGGCAGGCUUUUCUACAAUCUUCAUUUUCAGGCACAAAAUGGUCAAGUGAUAGACGCUCAAGAGUUGAAGGAGAAAGUGUGGCCUUUGAUGUAGCUAGGAUAUCAAUUAAUCUCAUGUUUUAUUUCAUUCUUGUAAAGUAGGGUUAUUACAUUAAUGAAAUACAACAUGGUGGUGGAGAGUGUACUAACUUUCA